Varanus komodoensis (Komodo dragon) is the source of this 8708-nucleotide messenger RNA. It is a transcript of the gene TTYH3, whose product is annotated as tweety family member 3. The transcript has 14 exons. Gene Ontology annotation, cellular component: plasma membrane. Bases 3102 to 4814 code for a protein of 570 amino acids. NCBI's taxonomy places the organism in Eukaryota, Metazoa, Chordata, Lepidosauria, Squamata, Varanidae. The record is from RefSeq and is a predicted model, not a curated record. Gene Ontology annotation, molecular function: intracellularly calcium-gated chloride channel activity; volume-sensitive chloride channel activity.
GUGGGAGUGCCGAACGAAUGGCCUUUGUCCAGAGGGAGGGGUUCCCCUUUCCUACCUGGUUGGUCUGCAGAGGAUCUGUGUUACAUAAGAGCAGCUCAGACCCUGUUGAAUUGUACGGGUGGAGUUUGCUAUUCCUGAUGGAAGAAACCCCCAGGUCAUACCCUAAGGACCGAAUUAAACUUGUAUGCGGCAUAUGCACCAGCUGAAUAGCAGCAGGCAUUUAACCCCCACCGCGUUUACAAAAAGUAUUCCAGUUUGUGUUCCCCCCACCCUUCCCUCUUCUCCACCCCGUGGCAGGCAUAGAGGUGAAAUGCAGGUGGAAGGGCCUUGGGCAGAGACCCUAAGAUUUGAAUGCGCAAGAACAGGUGACUGGUUCCCAGCCUGUCCAGAGAUAUGGGAUAGGAGACCUGGCAAAGAGCUCCGUCAGAAGCAUCGCAGAUCUGUGGCUGGCCAGAAUAAGCAGGAAGAGGCCAAGCGGCCUGGUCGUCUCCCUUGGUGGUUGCCUCUGUGUUAUAAAGAACAUUUAUUUGCUUAAUCGAUGGACUUAUUAGAUUCAUACCCCACCUUUUUCCUUAGCACUCAAAGCAGCUUACAUCCUCUUCCUCUGCCUGCUCUCCAUCGCAGCCCCACAACAAGCCAAUCCACAACCAGUUCUGUGCCGACGUCCCAGUGCACAGAGCCUCCAUCGCUCCCACUUCCUCCUGUGCGUCCUAGUUUGUUCCAGCCCUGCAUUCAGGGGCUCUCCUGGCUCCAUCGGAGUCUUAGGUGGAAGAGAGAGAUCAAACUACCAGUCCUUGGUGUUCUUGCUGCCCCAAAUGGCAGAUAUCUUCUCCCCAUGACUUCACAUAGAUGUCGAAAGCCAGUAUUUGGCUAAGGAAGUAAUCUUAUUGUGAAAACUGCAAGUGUUUAGCUGUAAUUUUCUCAGUAUUGCAGGAGGAGAAGGGCAGCAGAUGCAGCGGAUUCAAAAUAAAAUCCCUACCUCUGCACUUUCGGAGACGGAUUUGUUUGAGGACUGAAAGCUAUUCAUGUAACUGGAUUGGCACAAGUCAGCCAAACUCCCUCCCAAGUUUCUAAGCCAAGUUGCAAGUUGGUCACAUUUUGCUGUCAGUGACUUCCAGAUUCAGGUCUGAAUGGCAAGUACUUCAAGCUGAAGGAAAGGUUGCUUUGCCCCACACGUAAAGCACAGAAAAUGGAAGAAUUUGAGCGAUGAAAUGAAAGUCGUAUGCCUCGUAGUGGAUUGAUGCACUAAUGUAAUGCCAGGCUAUGACUGGGUAUUAGAUGGAGGAGCGUUUAAGGACUGCCAAGCGUGUUGCAGAUGAACUAAGCCAAUUCAUGGGGUUGUUUUACUUAUUCUGGCAGUGUGGCCCUCACCUCACUCUUGGUAGCAAACUCUGUUUGGCAGUGUGGCGUCAGGGCAUCUUCCCUUUUGUGAUGUGGUCCUUUGUUGGCUUGGAUAUGCCGGCGAAGUUAAUCCAGGAAGAAGAUGCUGUAACGAGGGGGCAGAGAAGUGCCCCAGAGCAGCGAGGGACUUAGCAGACUGUCCUGCAUGGCCCGGGGAAGGCCUGGCAUUUUUUAAAAAAUGGUUUUUGAAAAAGGUUUGGCAUUUAAAAAGGGUUGGGGAAAGUUUUCUUUUGGACUCUUUGCACUGCUGCCAGAUUUCACCUCGGCUGUUACUGCUCUUUCAUUUGGCAUGUUAAACUUCUGUAGCACGGUUUAUGCUGCGCUUUAUAGUUUCAGUGGUUGGGAACUGCUCAGAGGGUUUGGGCUAUUGGACGUUAUCAAAAUUACGCAAUGGAAUGAGAGGCCUGCUUUCUGGCCUGUAACCUGAGAUGGGGGCAAGGGUUUAAACAUAUCCCCUGCAGAUUGGUAGGUUGAAAUGCCUGUCGUCUGAGUCCUGACUAAGUGCUUAUCGUAUUUCAAUUAUUAAGAGCCCAAAUUAAGUUACUGUAAAGAACAUUCUUCGCUUUCAGACGUGGCACAUAAAGAGGGGGCUGUGCAAAAGACUCUUCUCCUAUUCCUGAGUAGGAGAGGUGGUACUCUUCAGGUCUGCCCUAACUCAGCAUCCCCUGGUUUGAGUCCAACGCAUCUGGAAAGCACCAAACUGAGGAAGGCUGCUGCUUUGUCAUCUUCUCCUUCUCCUAUUGCAUUUACAACCCAGCUUUUUCCUCUCGUGAGCAUUCACGCAGCUCACACAGUUCUGUUCUGUCAUAACAACAACCCUGUGAGGUAGGUUGGGCUGUGAGUCUGGUUGGUCAAAAGUCACCAAUGGACUUCAUGGCUGAGUGACAAGAACCCAGUUUUCCCGAGUUCCCCACACCACACUGACUUACAAAUAUUUGGUGCUCCCUCGUUAGAUCAGCUUUCCCCAACCUUGUGCUUUCCAGACACAUUUGGACUGCAACACCCAGAAUCCCCCAGUCAGUUGCCCUGCUGGAUGGGAAUUCUGGGAAUUGCAGUCCAAGUGCCUCUGAGGGCGGCCACGAGGUUGGGGAAGCUGCUUUAGAUAAUUCAAGUUCAGGGACCUGUUUGCCAUAUUGGUGUCAUGUGAGUGUUUACUAUCUGCACCUCGGAUAGAAUCUCGUACCCAACUCAUUUUGUCAUGUUUGAUUCUAAAGCCCACCCAUUUGAAUAUUUUAGUUUAAAAUGUAACUCUGGGUUGCAUUUGCAAUUCUAUGGAAUGGAAUCUUCAUUUAAUGCAGAAGGGAGAAAAACUGAAUUCUAAAUAGCUUUCCCCUCUCGUGAAUAUAUUUAUGCAGGUGUCAAUUUGGUGGGUUGUCUGUUUGUUUGUUUUUAAGAAAACCAAGAAUCCUACUAAACACUUUUACAUACCAAAAGAAAAGACAGCCCUGCCCUCAGGCUUAAAAUCCAAACGCAUUUGUCAAACCCCUGUCAAAGUGCUAGCGCUGCUGGUUUAAAAUUUGGACGUUGCUGCGCAGUAACGCCAGAAUGCAUUUUGCUCCUUGUUUGGCACAUGAGGUGUUCACCUGCUCGCAAGUGGAGGAGUCUGGAUCGGUGCACACACCUUGCAUGAAGCAACCUGUGCGGGGAACCCAGGGAAGGCGGCUGCAGCAGUCUGUGCGCAGCUUUUCUCUUUGGCCUGCAUGGGUGCAGUUUCUGGGUUCCCAGAUUUUUAUGGCUCUGAAUUAGGGUUUGUUGCCAAGUGCAGCUGGUGGGUACUUCUGCAUCCUGCAGAGAAAGACGUUGCACUCAGAAAUCGGGGACUGCUCUGUGUACCAUCUCGCAAUAAACAUCUGCUUCUCUCCCUCCCUCAGGCCCUGUUGUUGCUGGGUGGCGUUGCUCUGUCCUGCCUCGCUCUGGAUCUCCUCUUCCUCCUCUUCUAUUCCUUCUGGUUGUGUUGUCGCCACCGCAAGACAGAAGAGCAGCUGAACGCAGAUUGUUGCUGCACCGCCUGGUGCGUCAUCAUCGCAACUCUGGUCUGCAGUGCUGGCAUAGCUGUUGGCUUCUAUGGGAAUGGGGAGACCAGCGACGGCAUCCACCGGCUGACGUACUCCCUGCGGCACGCCAAUCGCACUGUUGCUGGAGUCCACGAGCGGGUGUUCGACACUGCCGUUGCUCUGAACAAAACCGCAGAGCCCAACCUGGGGGACCUCGAGGCCAUCUUCGCCAAGCAUACAGAUUACCUGCGUAUUGUUCAAAAGCUCCAGGGACUCCUGGACGAACUCGUGCAGCAGACAACAGAGAUUCCUUUCUGGAAAAAUGACGAGGUCUCCCUGGAAGAGCUGGCGAUUCAUAUUGACCUGUAUGACUGGUACAGAUGGCUUGGAUAUUUGGGUCUACUCUUAUUCCACGUCAUUAUCUGUUUACUGGUGCUAUUUGGACUAAUUAGAAACUCAAAGGCCAUUCUUAUAGGCGUAUGUCUCCUAGGGGUGUUUGCCCUCAUUGUGAGCUGGGGUUCCCUGGGUCUGGAGCUGGCCAUCGCUGUGGGCUCCAGUGACUUUUGUGUCAACCCCGAUGCCUUUGUCUCCAAAGUGGUGGACGACUACGCGGUGCUCACGACGGAUACUCUGAACUAUUACCUAGUCUGCAGUGCCGGCUACCCAAAUCCCUUCCAGCAGAAAUUGUCAGGAAGUCACAAAGCCUUGGUGGAAAUGCAGGAUGACGUGCAGAAGCUCAUGAGGCUGGCCGUCAAGGAAUACCCCACUUCUAAGGAGUACCUUAAUCGGAUUCAGGAAGUUCUGAACUCCACAGAAAUCAACUUGCAGCACCUGACUGCCUUGGUGGACUGCCGGAGUCUGCAUUUGGAUUACAUCCAGGCUCUGACAGGCUUCUGCUACGACGGCGUGGAAGGGCUCAUCUACCUGGUCCUCUUCUCGUUCGUCACAGCCCUCAUGUUCAGCUCCAUCGUGUGCAGCGUCCCCCACACUUGGCAGCAGAAGAGGUGCGUACACGGAAGAAGGCACGCUUGCGCCGGCGGAGGGAAAGGGCCACCGCUGUGCUCAGUUUGGGCAAGCGAUCCCAGGAGCUCUGACGAGGAUGGAGAGGACGAAUCUGCAGCCCAAGGAAACAGGCAGACGCAUGACAACUUGUACCGGGUGCACAUGCCCAGCCUGUACAGCUGUGGGAGCAGCUAUGGCAGCGAGACGAGCAUCCCGGCCGCAGCGCACACCGUCAGCAACGCCCCAGUCACGGAGUACAUGAGCCAGAAUGCAAAUUUCCAGAAUCCCCGUUGUGAGAAUACUCCUUUGAUCGGCCGGGAGUCCCCACCUCCUUCUUUGUAUUUAGCUGCCCUGGACAGUAGCAGCCAUAUGACUUGGCAGCUUAAGCCCUCGGACAGUGCUCGGACGUACUGGUAACAGCGCCCACAAAAGCAAACAGUACACCUCCAGCAUGAGAGCUAAAUACCUCGCCACCAACCAGCCUCGGCCGGACUCUGGCAGUGUGCAUUAAAAAAAACUGGAACAUGUUUUAAGUACAUAACAGAAAAACAGGAACAAAACGUGCCAGCUGGUGCCAUUCUAUGCUCUCCUUGCAGAACUGCUUUUGUUUCCCCCCCUCUCUCCGGAAUCCAGUUGCUUUCCCUGCUUCUUCUCCCCUCUGGCCUGAUACCUGCCCACCUGGGGCAAACCUGUGUGGAACCUGCUUACAGAUUCUGGCUCGGCUUGCUUGCACCGUGUGCUUGGAGAGAGAAACGAUUCGCAUGCAUGCGCACACGUGCCGAAGACUCCCGCUUCCUCCGCAUUUGUCGGCAGCCAAUUGGAAAAUUGCGAGCGGCUCGCCUUCACCCUCGUCCUCUCCCGAACCCAGAGGGGAUGAAACGUGUCUGGUGACACGAUCCUAGAAAAAGCGAAUCCUUGUGCGGGAGCGCUUGCGGCAGUCCUCUUUCGAAGCACCCUUCAGUUCAGACGCCACCCUUGAGCUUGGAAACGCCCGGCUCUUUCUGUAAAUCUCUCCCCUCCGUGCUGCUUCGAAGACAACUCUCCUUCUUCCGGCAUCAACACAUCUCUCGUUCGUUUCUUCCAUUUUCGAAAGAGAAGGUCUGCAGACUGGAUCCUCCACUUCUGUGGGUAUUGGAUACCUCCAGUUCAAGGUGGCUUCUCUCUCUUUGCACCUGGGGAGCAGUCGGGGGCUUCCUGUACCAGCUACGCUAAGCAUGUGCACACACACAGACACCACACACAGACACACACCGUUUGUGCUGCAAUUCGCCCGUUCCACUCGGUUGCUGCACCUCCUCAUAGCGAUCAGCAAAGAGCCUCGGAGUUCGAUGUACAAACGUGAAACUGGAGCCAGCGGUCCUUUCGGUGCCAAAACAUGCCAGGAAAAUAUGUAAGAAGCAUUUGUCAAGCUAAGGGGAAGCAUCUGGACUCUGCACUUCUCUGCCGGGUGUGCAUUUAGCGUGCAACGAGCGCAAACAGGAGUGCUAGGGCGAAGGGGUCCGUAACAGACGGGGUCCCGACUCGCUGGCGGAGUAGAUUGUCCAGCCACGGUCUGACUGACGCUUCCGAGUUCGGAGGCCUGCCUUGGGUCCUGGAGUACUGACUUCCGGUGUAGUUCUCGGGAACUCUGCAGUACAUCGGAACACGCGCGGCUCUCCUGUAUCCCGGGAUCAGAAAGCAAAGCAAAGGCCAAAGCUUGUGACGCCCCAGCACAUUUACGGAGGGGGGUCCCAUCCUGCUGUGGGCGGUUGUGCAGCUCCCGCCUCUAAAUUGCACAGACUGCGUGUGGCCCAGCUCCAGGUGCCUCCGGAGGUCCAAAUCGGUGCUUACCUGCUCCACACUUCCAGCUGCACUGAAGAUGCUCUGUAUUCAGGGAAGAAGUUAGUCCUUGCAGGGAAGCACUGGACAACGCUUCACCUUCGGUGCUCCAGGUUCCCGGAGAACUCAGUCCUGCAGGGGGUUGAGAGAAGCCCGGGGAACACUCUAGUGUCUGCUGGGAGAGACAUCUUGGUCUGGUUUCCCUCACGUGGUUGCGAGAACCGUGGCCACCUCAAACGUGUCCCUACAGAAGGCAUGACUAAAUCAGACCCUGUUGUGAUCACUUGGCUCACAGAGGAAAACUGGGACGCCUUUCAGUGGGAAGAUGCUUCUUCCAAGUCAUCAUGUGCAGAGAUACUCUUUUCAGGUUUCUGGCUGAGAAGAUGGAGGAAGCUAGAGGACCGUAAAUGCCUGGAUGCAGGGCAGGAAAAAUGGAUAAAGCCAUCUCGUCAGUUUUCAAAGAAGCUCAGGGUCAGUCGAUCAGCUGUAUGUGCAUACAAACAGCCCAAGAACUAAGUGCACCGUUCAGUCGAGAAUGAAGGAAACAGAGCAUCCGGUAUUAUCAGGAGAGUAGACUAACAUUUUGGGCCGGGCAAGACGCAACACCUCAGGUCUGGGGGCCAGGCCUGCCCUUGCAGGGCUCCUCAGAAAGCCUCGGUCUCGCCCACUCUUCUCCAACCAGCAGUGGUCCGGCGUUUUUUCUGGGUUUUGUGCAUUUCCCCGCAUUCUAAAAGACUAGAGUUAAGCCUUAGCAAAGACACGAAGAGUGUCUAGUUACAAUAGGCUCGCACUUUUGGUUUGAGGCCUGGCCCAUCCCUGCAGCGUGGGCCUCCCAGGUGCUGCUUCAGAGUACAGUUUGUCCCUUGGGGUGAACUACUUUAUGGAAAUCAAGCAGUUGUGCAAAUUAGCCAGCCCUCUCUACUGCAAACACGCACACCCCCAGCCUCUUGCGAGAGAGCUUCCCCUCAGCCCGGGCCGCACAACACCUGCCUUUUCGCUUGUGAGGACCGUCGCCCUUGUUCCAGAGCCACAAAGCAGGGCGUGCCACCCAGUCCCACCUGGGGUCCACAGCUCAUCCUGGCUUUCCUGAGGGUACCUGCCGUGCGCGUGUUGCCCAAACACCUGUCUGUCCCUGGUUCACAGUUCGAAGUACGCACCUGAGCAGGAGGUUACUGGUGCACCCCUGAGCUCGCUCAGCAUCCCUGCUAAUUGCAUGGGGAAGGUGCCCUGAAGGGCCCUCCUUGGGGUAGAUUUGAAAGGCAGGCAAGGUGCCCCUUCCAACAAGACCCCCUCCCCACUCCUCGAGUUGGAAGAGCAAGGCACCUAGUCACUGCUAGUCUUAACGAUCCGAAGGAAAGGACCAAUAACCCGCCACAAUAACCAAGAUACUCCAAGGAGUAGCCACUAUUUACACAGCAGAGGCCUGCCAGUGGUCGCCACCCGCAGAUUUGCGCUGCCUCCUCAAGUGACUUUACAAGGACAUGUAAUACUACAAGACACACGGCAAGGUCUCUUGGAUCCCGCCGGUUGGAAACGACUCCUCAGCUUCCGUGGAGACUCGCCGUACUGACCCGCCCCGUUUGAAUUCAUGCAGGAUCUUGGCAUAUUUCAGUCAAAUAACUCAACUUGGUUUUUUAUUGAAACCGUACAGAAAUACGGAUUUCCAGGCAACACCAGCAGCACCGGGGGGGAGGGGGGAUCUCCCAGGGCAAGUCUCAACGGAUCUACUUCAGAAAACCGGGGGAUCGUGCAUGUGCGGAAGGAGAAGCUCAUGCGUCGGUGUCCUGCAGGUGAGAGAGGGGCUGUACCAUCUCUGACAAGGUACCGGUGUUCGCUGCAGGGCUCCAGCUUUCCUGCCGUCAUGUCUUCUCCUGCCUCCUCGAGAGUCAGUUUCCAAGCAGGCUGCUAACUGGCCAGCGGUAUCUCUGAGCCGGCUUCAGCGCCUAGCAGGGCUCUUAAGCGUUUUUGGCAUUGCGAGUGAAACCGACAGAAGACUUUAUUUUUCUCUUUGCGUAAGUUGUUUGAGUUUUUAAAUAACGUGACGAAACCUCAGCCCCCCUUUGCUCGGAACGAGCCCUGGCCAACUUCCUCAGCAGCUCUCAAAUGCCUUCAAGACCGUUGCCACACGUUUUUCUCGGCGUGACGUUUCCCGACCUCCGGAGGAAGAAGUGACCGACAUCUGGUCCUGAAUCCCAGCGAGGUGGCAGCAUACUGAAUCGGGGAACUGGAACUGUAGCGACUCGACAUUUUUGUUCUCCCCUCCCUCCCGAAACUCUGCACAGCACACACAUGGCCAUCUGCUUGUUCCAUCAAUUCAGUUGUUUUUCCUUAGCAUAAUCACAGCACUUUUAAAACCAACAACGAAAUUGUGAACCGAGAACCUUUUCAAGCACACAAACAUCUCCACAAUGUGAAAUGUAUAUAGCAUGUUUGGACUCCUGACGUCCUGUGUUCCAGGCUGCAUUGUAAUUUAAAAAAAGAAGAAGAAAGAAA